This is a messenger RNA of Symbiodinium sp. CCMP2456, 882 nucleotides long. Lineage: Eukaryota; Dinophyceae; Suessiales; Symbiodiniaceae. The record is from the annotation of a GenBank genome assembly.
GACUUCGUUGCUGCCCUGGAGCUGGCGAGGUACUUGUCUUCCGCGGCAGACGAGGCCAACUGGGAACAUCGAAAGCCCGGGGAGUGUCUUCCGCCGGAGGUGGCGUCGCGGGAAGGCCUCUCCAUCUUCGAGUGCGAGUGCACGUUCAACAUGGCUCUCUGUCAGCUGCGCACGAAGGAGUAUCGGAGCGCGCUGGGCACGGUGGAGCGGCUAUGCGAUCUCUUGGAGGACGGCGCGGCCUUCGGGGAUGCGGCUUUCGGGCUCGCGUGGUUUCUUGCGGGCAUUUGCCACCUCGCCUUGGAUGGUGCCAGUGAUGACCUAGCCAAAGAAGCUUUCUCACGUUCCUACAGUCAUGACGCUGCCUUCGUGGACGAUUUCAUCCAGCGGCACGGCAGCCAGAUGAGCACAGAGCAGGGUGCUGGUGCGGAAAAGGAGGAGCUUGUCGAAAGUCCGAUAGGCUCCGGCAGACCAGCGCUUCGCCCACUCGGCGGCUGCCCGCCGGUCCCUGCCAAGGCUGACAGCGGCGAUGCCCAGCCUGGGGUGGUCUGCUGCCUGCUGCGCCCUACGGCAGGUCAGAGCUCCGAGGUCCAACAGGAGCCCAGCGACGAGAAUUCAGGUGACCCGGCACAGCAGCAGAGCCAGGAGGUCCAGCAGCCCAACAGGAGCAGGCGCCAGCUUUGUGCCCUGCUGCCGCCGAUACGCUUCAAGGUUCGCGACGUGGUGAUUUGGGGCUCUCCCACCGUCAGCUGGCCUUACAUCCGGCCGCCCGACUGGAAGCCACCGACCAGCCUGGCUCGUUUGGACUUCCUCCACCAGCCGGACCCACUGUCGAUGACAGGCCAAGGGGAUGCCCGGGGAGAAGAACAUCUCCAAGCAUCCUAA